This is a messenger RNA of Monoraphidium neglectum, 636 nucleotides long. Its product is annotated as putative import receptor subunit TOM40. The record is from RefSeq and is a predicted model, not a curated record. Gene Ontology annotation, molecular function: transmembrane protein transporter activity. Gene Ontology annotation, biological process: protein import into mitochondrial matrix. Bases 1 to 636 code for a protein of 211 amino acids. NCBI's taxonomy places the organism in Eukaryota, Viridiplantae, Chlorophyta, Chlorophyceae, Sphaeropleales, Selenastraceae. Gene Ontology annotation, cellular component: mitochondrial outer membrane translocase complex; mitochondrial outer membrane. The transcript is spliced from 9 exons.
AUGCAGCUGCCGCAGCCUGUCAAGUAUGAGGACAUCCAGCGGGAGAUCAUGAUGGCACUGCGGCCGGAUCUUUUUGAAGGCAUGCGGUUUGAGAUCACGCGGCCCCUGAACCAGAACUUCUUCCUUACCCACAGCGUAUUCAUGGGCAACAUCGAGGUGCCCGCACCUGGCGCGCGGCAGCCAAUCAAAACGUCUGUCGGGACCUACGAGUUCGGCGCCAAUGUGAUCCACGAAAACUGGUUUGCUCUCGGCCGCGUGACGUCGGACGGGCGGCUGUCUGGGCGGCUGAGGCGCGACCUCACUGACUGGUGUGCGGCCAAGGUGCACAUGCAGCUCAGCGGGGAGCAGGGGCAGAGCCAGAUCAUGGGGGACCUGGACAUCAAGGGCAAAGACUGGAAUGCGCAGCUGAAGCUCGGCAACCCGGGGUUCUACGGGCUCAACUACUUCCAGUCUAUCACGCCGAACCUCAGCGCGGGAGGCGAGUUCUUCUAUUUGUCCGGGCAGCUGAAGAGCGGUGUGGGCCUGGCCCUGCGCCACACGGGGGAGCGGCACAUCGCCGUGGCGCAGCUGGCCACCACCGGCAUAGCCAACCUCCAGUAUGCCCACAGGGUCACGGACAAGGUCCCCAACCCCUAA